ACCCAAAUUUUGUAUUCAUUUUUCUUUCAGCAUCAAAAGAUGGAAAAUCUGACAAUGGUGAUUUCAAAUACUUCUACACAACUUUUCCAGACUUUAGAAGAAAUCAAUGCGUCAAAAGCGGAACAACGACUCCCCACCGUUAUUUUCCUAACCAUUCUAAUUAUCAUUGGAGUAAUUGGAAACACGGUGGUCAUUAUUGUGUAUUCCCUAAAGUAUCCACCGUCCACAUUUCGACUGUACAUCCUGACCCUAGCGGUCAUUGACCUUCUCUCCUGUAUUUUCGCCAUGCCCGUUGAAGUUGUGGACAACGCCUACCCGGUUAUGUUUUAUAGUGAAGCUUUCUGCAAAUGUGGUCGUUUCUUUGGGAAUGUAUUUAAGAUUGGAUCAGCUUUUGUUCUUGUUGUGAUGGCAGCGGGUAGAUACAAAAAGAUUUGUCACCCGUUUUCUACCGCCACCACUUUAAUUCAGGCUCGUCUGUGCUGCGCGGCCGCCAUCCUUCUGGCCAUUGCCUUUUCGUGGCCAAAUGCAAUCAUACAAGGGAUUAAACAAGUGUAUUUUCCUGGGAAUGUUACUGGUUUUGACUGUUCUAUUGAUGAUAAUAUUAGAGACACAAAAUAUCCAUUCAUUUAUUCUACUAUUCUCUUCGUUUUGUACGCGUUAGUAUUUUUGUUGCUAACUGUGCUAUAUACUCUUGUGAUUUUGUCACUUCGUAAACAUACUAGAAAGCAAUCGACAAAAAAUAUGAAUGAAAGACUGAACAAAACGAACCCAAGAAUUACAAAACUUAUGAUUGCAAUUACGGUGGCUUUUAUUGUGUGCUAUCUUCCAAACUGUAUUUUGGAUGCUAUCUCUACAUUCAAAAGAGGUAACAUUUUCCCGCCAAGCCCCAUUGUUUUGGGAACUCUACCGCUUUUAGCCAGAGCAUUCUUCAUUAACAAUAUCAUCAACCCUUUCAUAUACUUAAUCGGGGAAUCAAAAUUCCGAAACAUCAUUCACCAAUCUCUGAGAUGGUUAUACUACACCAUCUGUUGUCCUAAAGAAAAGCAAAAGAAAAGUUUCGCUAUUACAGAGUCAAUUCGACUAACAGAGGUUAGAUCUACAGACUCUUAAUUGAGGAAGACAUAUUGGUAUGCAUAUCGUUCGAAUAUUAAA
Molecule: messenger RNA, 1152 nt
Organism: Saccostrea cuccullata (small rock oyster)
Lineage: Eukaryota; Metazoa; Mollusca; Bivalvia; Ostreida; Ostreidae
Product: C3a anaphylatoxin chemotactic receptor-like
Exons: 1
Coding region: 40-1110 (356 amino acids)
Biological process (GO): G protein-coupled receptor signaling pathway
Cellular component (GO): membrane
Molecular function (GO): G protein-coupled receptor activity
Source: RefSeq, a predicted model, not a curated record